CAAUCAAAACCAUCGGACCUGAAUUUUUUGGCCCCCGUGCAUUUUCCAAGCUUGAAGAGCUGAUACUUUCAAACAUGGGCAAUUGGGAAGAAUGGUCGUUUGGUAUGGUAGAGGGGGUUGGUGAAGAAAGAAGAGGAGCCCCCAAGUUGCUGCCUCGUCUCAAUAAGUUGGAACUUAACAGGUGUCACAAGUUGAGAGCUCUUCCUCCGUUGGGCCUGUUGCCCCAGUUGAAAUCCCUUUAUAUUAGCGAAGCACAUGCAAUCAAAACCAUUGGACCUGAAUUUCUCGGCCCCCGUGCAUCGUCAGCAGCGACUUCAUUUCCCAAGCUUGAAGAGCUGGAAUUUUAUAAUAUGGAGAACUGGGAAGAAUGGUCGUUUGGUAUGGUGGAGGGGGUUGGUGAAGAAGGAAGAGGAGCCCCCAAGUUGGUGCCUCGUCUCAGUAAGUUGGAACUUAACAGCUGUCCCAAGUUGAGAGCUCUUCCUCCAUUGGGCCUGUUGCCCCAGUUGAAAUCCCUUUAUAUUAGCGAAGCACAUGCAAUCAAAACCACUGGACCUGAAUUUCUUGGCUCCCGUGCAUCGUCAGCAGCGACUUCAUUUCCCAAGCUUGAACAGCUGGAAUUUUAUAAUAUGGAGAACUGGGAAGAAUGGUCUUUUGGUAUGGUGGAGGGGGUUGGUGAAGAAACAACAGGAGCCCCCAAGUUGCUGCUUUGUCUAACGAAGUUGGAACUUGAAUGGUGUCCCAAGCUGAGAGCUCUUCCAGAAGGCCUACGGCACGCCACCAAUUUACAGGAAUUGGAUAUCAAUUAUGUCCACGACUUAAAAGAAAUCAACAACCUUCCCUCGUUGAAAUCUCUGAAAAUAUGUGGUUGUCCGAGGUUGGAGCACGUGGAGAAUCUUGAUAAGUUGCAAUUCCUGAGAGUAAUAUUAUCUUCUUCCACAGAGACAUCCACCACCGAUGCUGAUGGACAGACAGCGAGCCUCCCACAGUGGUUAUUGGACCUACUAGGGCAGCAUUCUCUUCAAGAAUUUCAACUAGGAUGCAGCUUACCACUCCUUGAGACCUUCCUCAAGGACGGCCCCGACUGGCCCAUCAUUCAGCGGAUCCCCAUGGUCCAGAUCGUCGGGCAUAGGCAUCCAAGUGGCGUAUCAUAUAUUCGGUAUACCAAGGACCCUCCCACCUUCGAAACCCAUAUAGUGAAGGAAUCUGAAGAAUCGGAGAAAUGCUAAAGCAUCCUCUCUUCACCGAGUUACAAAUGCUUGUGGAAUAGGCGGUUGAGAUGGGAAUGUCCCUCAGGAUCAUGGGAUCAGUGGGCUCAGCAUUUUUACCAUCUUUUAUAAUUAUCUAAAUCUCUGCAUUGGACGUUCUGAUUUCUUUUUCCUAGUAUUAUGAUGCAGCUGUAGCUUUCCUUUCCUAGUGUUUUGAAGAAAUUGUCAUUUGCUUGAGUAUAAUUUUUCUUCUGAGUGUAACUAUUAAGAAUUGGUUUAUCCACUAUAGUUAUCUUCUCCAUUAUGUUGUUGCAACACAAUCACAAAGAUUUUGAAUUUUUUGAA
This is a messenger RNA of Elaeis guineensis (African oil palm), 1550 nucleotides long. RefSeq names its product putative disease resistance protein RGA3. Gene Ontology annotation, molecular function: ADP binding. The record is from RefSeq and is a predicted model, not a curated record. Lineage: Eukaryota; Viridiplantae; Streptophyta; Magnoliopsida; Arecales; Arecaceae.